This is a messenger RNA of Camelina sativa (false flax), 759 nucleotides long. RefSeq names its product LOB domain-containing protein 9-like. Lineage: Eukaryota; Viridiplantae; Streptophyta; Magnoliopsida; Brassicales; Brassicaceae. The record is from RefSeq and is a predicted model, not a curated record.
AUGGACGUCCAAAUAAUCAAUGUUAUUCGUGAACCAUGUGCUUUGUGUACUACCAAAAUCAAAUCCUGCUCUCAAAAUUGCGAAUUUGCACCUUAUUUCCCUGCAGAAAAAAAACUUGAGUAUAAAAAUGCACAUGAAUUAUUUGGUAUCCCAAAUAUUAUGAAGAUGAUGCGAUUCGCGCCCACAACAGAAGAAAAAUGCAUGUUGGCAUCAUCUAUACUCAUGGAAGGUAAGGCUUGGAAAGAUGAUCACGCGAAAGGUGGAUUUGAAAAGAUCCGAAAAUUAAAGUGGGAAAUUUUACUACGUAAACUCUACCUCAAUGAACUAAAGGAGAAGAUUAAAGUUGUAGAAGAAGAAAUCAAACUCCGACGUUAUACUAGCGCCAUACUAGCGAAUCCUGCGAUCGGAGGAUUCGUGUCGCACUGUGGAUGGAACUCGACACUAGAGAGUCUUUGGUUCUGUGUUCCGAUCGCGACGUGGCCGUUUUACGCCGAGCAACAGUUUAACGCGUUCGAGAUGCUUGAAGAGCUAGGGCUUGCGGUGGAGAUCCGAAAUAGUUUCCGGUCAGAGACAGAGUUAAUGACGGCUGAGGAGAUAGAGAGAGGGAUCAGGUGUUUGAUGGAGCAUAAUAGUGACGUGAGGCAUAAAGUGAAGGAGAUGAGUGCGAAGAGUCAUGUAGCAUUAAUGGACGGUGGAUCUUCACACACUGCUCUUAUAAAAUUCAGACAAGACGUUACUAAGAAUAUUCACAAAUCUUAA